Molecule: messenger RNA, 3339 nt
Organism: Anopheles bellator
Lineage: Eukaryota; Metazoa; Arthropoda; Insecta; Diptera; Culicidae
Product: roundabout homolog 2-like
Exons: 11
Coding region: 1-3339 (1112 amino acids)
Biological process (GO): axon guidance; homophilic cell-cell adhesion; dendrite self-avoidance
Cellular component (GO): axon; plasma membrane
Molecular function (GO): cell-cell adhesion mediator activity
Source: RefSeq, a predicted model, not a curated record
AUGACCGAAGCUCAAUAUCGGUCGCCAAGGAUCGUGGAAAACCCGAGCGAUACCAUCGUACCGAAGAGCGAUCCGGUCACGCUGAACUGCAAGGCCGAGGGCAAACCGCCACCGGUGAUCCAGUGGUACAAGGAUGGCGAGGAGGUGAAGCUGGACGCGAACCACGUCCUGCUGCCGGCCGGUUCGCUCUUCUUCCUGCGCACCGUCCACGGGAAGAAGGAGCAGGACGAUGGGGUCUACUGGUGCGUCGCUAGCAAUGUGGCCGGCAAGGUGUACAGCCGGAACGCGACGCUCCAGGUGGCAACGCUUCGGGAAGACUUCCGUGUGACACCAAAGAAUACCCGGGUGGCGGCCGGGGAGACGGCCCUGCUCGAGUGUAGCCCACCCCGGGGCAAUCCGGAACCGACCGUUAGCUGGAAAAAGGGCGACAUCUUCCUCGAGCUGGACGAUUAUCGCAUAUCGAAGGAGCUGGCUCGGAUCCGGAUCGUGGACGGUGGAAACCUGAUGAUCAGCGACGUCCGGCCGGCUGACGGUGGCCUUUACCAGUGCAUCGCCCAAAAUAUGGUCGGCUCGAGGGUGAGCCCACUGGCCCAGCUGACGGUGCAGGUCAAGCCUUACUUUAUCGCGCGACCCGCCAAUGCAACGGUCCUCGAGGGUCACCGGGUCCAGUUCCAGUGUGCGGUCGGAGGUGACCCGGCCCCGCAGAUCCUGUGGAGCAAAAAGGAUGGCCACAUCCCGGUCGGACGGGCGGAAAUCGCCGAAGAAGACAAGAGCCUCAUCAUCCGGAACGUCACGGCCGACGAUCAUGGGUUGUACGCGUGUGAGGCCCGAAACUCGGUCGGCUUCAUCGACGAGCGGGCCAUGCUGAUCGUCUACACUCCACCAGUGUUCAGCGUGCGACCGCAGGACCAGAAGGCGACCGUCAACGGGGUGGCCACGUUCAAGUGUUCCGCCACCGGCAACCCGGCGCCGUCGGUGUUCUGGACGCGCGAAGGCUCCCAGACGCUCAUGUUCCCGAACAACAGCUACGGCAACAUGCACGUGUCCGGCCAGGGCUCGCUGCAGAUCCGGGGCGUCGAGCGGGAGGACGACGGUUACUUUGUCUGCUCGGCGCUCAGCGUGGCGGGCUCCGUCACCGGACGGGUCUACUUGCAGGUGACUUCACCGAUCGAUAGCAUUCCGGCGCCGUUGCUGCAGCAGGUCCCCUCGAACCAGACGCUCCCGACCGGAACGAAGGCAACGCUACCUUGCCGAGGCUCACCGGCCACCGGACCGAUUUCCGAUGCGACCGACGCCAACCCGCGCUGGGAGCGCGAUGGAGGCAGUCUUCAAAGUCUUCGCCCGGGAAGACGCUUUAAGUUUCUCGCCGGUGGAUCACUGCGGAUCGAUGAUCUGCAACCGGAAGACAGUGGCUGGUACCGGUGCAGCAUCCGGCAAGACGGCCACGAGUACUCCUGGGCGGCGUAUCUGAAUGUCGAUAACAAUCUGCCGCCUCAGUCGCAGCAGCUGUUCAACGCGGAACUGCUCCCUUCGGCACCGGGCCAACCGAAAGCGGCCAACAUCACCAACACGAACGUGACGCUGAUCUGGGCCCGCGGCCAGGACAAGCUGCGGACGAACGCGAUCGCCAGCUACACGAUCGAGUACCACAGCACCAGCAGCGACCUGGGCACUGGGUGGCGGGUAGCGCUACGCCAGAUCGCGGGCAACACGGCCACGGUGACGGGCCUGGUGCCGGAAACGGGCUACAUCUUCUCGGUGCGGGCCGAGAACGGGAUGGGCUUCUCGGCCCCAUCGCCGGUGUCGGGCCGCAUCCGGACACUGGCAUCCGACGAUCGGGUCACCAUCCCGGAGGAGCUCGAACAGGCCCGGAUGGUGCUGGCCGGCAAGAUCCUGGAGCUGAUCGAUAUCAUCGCCCUGACGUCGACGUCGGUGCGGCUCGAGUGGCAACUACAGGUCGGCGGCUCGGAGGAGUACAUCGAGGGGUUCUACGUGCGAUACCGCGAUCUGGACAGUGACGUGCGGCUCUACAGCAUGCUGCCGAUCCCGAACAGUGAAACCGAGAGCCACAUCAUUACGAACCUGAACAAGUUCACUCGCUACGAGUUCUUCCUGUCGCCGUACUUCAAGAACCUGGAGGGCCAGCUGAGCAACGCGCGCAUCGUACGCACGCUCGAGGACAUGCCGACGGGGCCACCGACGGGGAUUCAGGCCGGUAUGCUCAACCUGACCGCCGGCUGGGUGCGGUGGGGGCCGCCGGCCCGCGAGCACCAGCACGGCGAGCUGGUCGGCUACAAGAUCCAGGUCAAGUCGGGCAACAACGCGUCGAAGCUGCUGGCGCAGAUGACGUUGAACGCGACGACCACCUCGGUGAUGCUGAACAACCUGACGACCGGCGCGAGCUACACGGUCCGCGUCGCCAUGUUCAACCGGCUCGGCAUGGGGCCGUUCUCGAAACCGCUCUACCUCGUCAUGGACCCGGCGUUCGUUAUCGUGCCGCAGGGCGUCCACAACGGCCAGCACUACGGCGGUGCCGACUACGACGAGCGGCUCCGGCCGGGCCAAGGCGGCCAUCCGCACCAGCAUCAGCAGCCACACGGGUUCCUGCACGAGACGUGGUUUAUGAUCUUCGUCGUGUUCUCGCUGCUGGUCAUCCUGAUCGUAACGAUCGUUGCCGGCGUGGUGAUCUUCCGGCGCCGCCAGACGCUCGGACGCAAACCGGUCGUCACCGUGCCGACGGUACUCGGGGGGUCUCGCCGAGGGGACAUCGCCAACCUGAGCAUGCCCCGCAAGGACGGCAUCUGGAUCGAUCGGGGCUGGCGGACCUGCGACACCGACAAGGACUCGGGCCUCAGCUCGAUCAAGCUGCUGGAGGGAACGCAGGGCGGCCAUCACACGUAUCCGCUCGCGGACGGAGGUGGCACCGACUACGCCGAGGUCGAUCCCCGUGGGCUUACGUCGUUCUACAAUCGGAAGUCACCCGAAAGCCCGACUCCGUACGCGACAACGAUGAUCAUCAACGGGUUACCGCGGAGCGAGAACGGAGAUCUCGGUUACCAGGGCGGUCACGAUACGUUCUCGUCCACCUCGUCCAGCUUCCGUUCGUUCUACGGCUACCCGCGGCCACUGAACACCAACAACGUUCCUCCGAAUUGGGUCGACUAUCUGCCACCGCCACCGGAGCAUCCGCCGCCGGUGCCGCAGGUGCCGCUGGAUAGCAGCCAUCACCACCUGAUGAACCACCAUCACCACGUGUUCCCGGCGGAGCUGGUCGGGACGCUCAACACCUCGCAGUCCUCGCAGAGCUACUGUUCGCGGCGCACGAGCGGCUACAAGUGA